AAUCAUCUAAUUAAAGAAAACAUUUUUUUUCAUAAGCGUCUACAAGUCUGAUAAAAGUUAAAAAAAACUUGAAAUCAAAAUCACGAUGUCCUGCGGAACCAAAAAAUGUUCCGUCAAAACUUGCCGUUGCGCGUGCAAAUGGAACUGCAAUUGUGUAAUUCCACGGGCGAAAAAAAUUUAUCCGGCUUUCGGCAGCACCGCGAAACGAGAUGCGCAAAUAGGGUUGCAUCCAAAAAUGUAUAGAGGUUUAGCAGUAUCGCCGGCGGUAGGAUUGUACCAUCCGAAAUUUUCUUUUAAAUAUCCAAGUGUAAGGUAUAUAUCGCGAAUAUUUGUAAAUCUCUUCGUGAAUAAAAAUCGAUUGAAGGUGUGCAGGAAGUGCAAUUUUUCCUCCUGUUUUUUUAAAAAUUAGUUGGAAGAGGCAGAUGGAGACGAAAGAAUUCUCAUCGACCAUGGGUGGAAGAUACGAGGGAAAAGUGAAGGAGCAAAGGGAACAGUUGAAAAUGGGUCGUGGUCCGGGAACCCACGAGAUCCUUCAAUGGCCGGACGACGUGCUGCAAAAACCUUGCAAGACAACGAGAAGAAACGUUGGAUUUGGCGGAAUUGUUCCUCUUUUCCAACCUUCUUGGCCGUCCCUCACUCCAGGACCAGGCGAAUGAUUCAACAAAUUAAUCUUCUUCCACUGCGGCGUCCCACUUCGAUCAAUUUUUAGUAACAUUUCUUUGCUCCUUGUUUCAGGAUACUCAAAGUAUUAUCCUUAUUAUUACAUGGACAAGAGGGAACGCGAGGGCCACUCCUGCGUUCCAACGUUCGAGUACGAUGGUUUGAAACCGAGGUCCAAGAUCGAAGUUAAACCUUGGUCACUGCCCUGCAUCUUAUACAACGUGAAGGAUUCGAGGACGUUGGAAGCUUUUUUAAAGAAAGUCGUUGGAAAAAGGGGUCCCUACGAUUUGUUCACAGGGCCAAGAGACGAAACCACGAUCAAAAAUUACUUCGCAAAACCGAAAAUAAAAUUCGACAACUGGCCCAAAUCGAUCCCUGCCGAAAUGGACAAAUUAAAGAAGAAAUCGAAUUAUUACAAGGGACGUUGGGGCACUUGUCCAAGAUUUCUGAAGGCAUCGGGGAUAAGGACGAUGUUGAAAGACAUAGCGUUGUGCUACAAGGAUCCAAAGGAUCCGGGACCCGGCUAUUACGAUCCCAAGUCUCCUAGGAAGCCGAAGAACAUGAAGAAUUAUCCGUUCAACAUGAACACCGAAUUCAUCAGACCCCCUCCGUCGUCGGAAAUUCGGCCUGGGCCAGGAAGAUACACGAUCGAGAAGAAGAAGGUUAUAGAAGGACACGGAUGGACAUACGUCUUCAAGAGCAAAGCUCCGCGAACCAAAUUUAUUUACAUCCCCUCCUACAGUUAUUUCUAAUUUUUCCCCCUUUCUUCGUUUCAAUUUGUUUUUUAUUAAAAUACCAUAAAAUUCGUUAGCAAAAUAAAAUAUUGAAUUUCGAGGGAUGGCUCACUUUGUAAUCCUCGCUCGGUCGAUAAGUAACCGGAAGCUUCAAGAUAGAUCCGGUUUCGAUCGUCCUUCCAGGAGGCACGAAAAAUGGUCCAAACGGAUUCAACACGCUCACCUCUACCUUCACGCAACUAUUUGGAAAAUGGGAAAAUUUCCAUCUUGCUAAAUGUUCCUUCUUUCUCUCUCUCUCUUUUUUUCUUUCUUUCUUUCUUUCUUUUUUUUUUCUUUCUUUCUCUUAAUUCUUAUUCGCAAUACUCACUGAGUGGAAAUAUUUUUAACGAAGAGAAAUUUUCUGCAAGACAUUCCAAUCGCUGUCGGCUCGAAUUCUAUCACCCGAUCCCCGUUUAAAACAACGAUUUCGGGUUUAAUGAUCGGGCAUAUCAAUUUUGCGAAUAAUCGUUCAUCGUGCUGUGCCCCGAUCUUCGUCUCUAUGUUGAUCAUGCACGUUACGAAAAUCGUGGAAACGCAAGGUUCGAAGGCUUCCAAUAAACUGAUUUCACCGGCCGACAUAUCGACGUCAGAUUCCUCUAUUACUUUCUUUUUUUCUUUUUUCGCUUUUGAAAUAUUAAGA
This is a messenger RNA of Apis mellifera (honey bee), 2073 nucleotides long. RefSeq names its product lymphocyte expansion molecule-like. Lineage: Eukaryota; Metazoa; Arthropoda; Insecta; Hymenoptera; Apidae. The record is from RefSeq and is a predicted model, not a curated record. The transcript is spliced from 4 exons. The coding region runs from base 765 to 1412 and encodes 215 amino acids.